Messenger RNA from Lates calcarifer (barramundi perch), 8313 nucleotides. RefSeq names its product bromodomain adjacent to zinc finger domain protein 2B. The record is from RefSeq and is a predicted model, not a curated record. The transcript has 40 exons. NCBI's taxonomy places the organism in Eukaryota, Metazoa, Chordata, Actinopteri, Centropomidae. Bases 343 to 7113 code for a protein of 2256 amino acids. Gene Ontology annotation, molecular function: DNA binding; protein binding.
GUGAAACGGAGGAGAGAGUCUCUUCAAUCUGCGACCGGAGAGCAACACAUUCAGUCACACUCACACCCGGACUCAAUUAAGUCACUAAUUAUCCUCAUUUAGCUCUUUCAACGUCUCUCGAACUGCGCGAAAUUGGGAAUUAAAUUAAGUUUUUUUGUUUAGUUUUUUUUUAAUGAAAACGCAGAUUUUUCAACCAUAAGGUCUCUGUUGCCGGGGCUAACAGCUAAGCUAACGCUCCUUUUGCUAAACCAGCGGCAUCCUUCACUACACUUGCCACAUAGAGGCGUUAUCUGCUCCGUGCAGAGCAGUGAUGUCACAGAACUGAGGAUAGUCUCAUAAAAUAUGGAGUCUGGAGAGCGGCUGGCCUCCCCAUCUUCAGCCUCAUCCUCCCAUCACAUGGCCUCCUCCUCAGCCAGCUCCUCCCCUGCUCCAACCCAGACACCCUCCAGCAAAUGCAGCCCCGCCCCUAACCCUGCAGGCAGUUCCCCUCUCACCACCUGUGGCCAUUUGCUACAGAUGAUGGGGGAUGAAUGUUUAAAUACAUCUGGCAGCUCCAAUGGUUUUCCUGUAGUCAGCCAUCCAGCUUUUGGGCUCUAUACAUCAAGUUCGGGCCGGUCUGAGUUUGGAGGCCUUGGUAGUCUUGGAUUGUCUGCCUUGGCUGCUCACUCUCAGUUUGGUACAUUUCCAGACUGGUGGCGGCCAUCUGAAGCGCAUACCAGAGGAGCAGCAGCCUUCUUCCCUCCUCUUCUGGGUUUGCAUCCUGUAUUUGCAUCAAACUUGAAGAGCCAUGAUCCUGCUCACUUACAGUCCUGUGCCUCAGGCGUGAAUGGAACAGUGAAUGGUAGGAGUGCUUCCUCUCCUACUGGGAACUCUGCUGUGAACACCAGUUCAUUUCCAGCAAAGGGAAACAAAGAGAAAACUAAAGCCAACAGUGGUCAGAGUCCAAAGAGCUGUCAGGACCCAGGCCAACUACACCAGAAGACUGUUCAGAAAACAAAAGAAAAGAAACCCAGCAAAAGACCACUAGAGACCUCGAGCAUGAGCGGCAGCCAGUCAGGAUCCUUGUCAGAUAGCUCCAGUGAUGGUGAGGAGAGCAGCAGUGAUCCUGAUGACAUGGAGGAGGAGGAGGAAGAGGAGGACAAUGAUGAAGAUGAGGAUGAUCAGAGCAAUGACAGCGAGGACUCUGAUUCAGGAAAAGAGAGUCAGUUUAAACGGAAAGUCAAGCGGCUGACACAGAACACUACCGAGAGUAAAAAGAGGAGACCUCGUACCACUGAUGGAAAUACAACUCAAGACAGUCAUUGUGAUAGCGUUCCUUUGACUUCCUCGUACUGCCUCCAGUCUCAUUCUGCUGUCCGGGCUCAAUCCACAGCACUGUUUCUCCAGAGCUCCAGGACCGCAGAGGAGGGAGGCCAGAAACACAUCAGUGUCAUCCAGGCCACAGGGCUGGCAGCCAGCAACAGUCCCUCAGCGCAGUCCCACAGAGAGGCCUCUCCUCUGCUCUCUAGGUCCUCACCCAACCCCAUGUCCUUCUCCAGCUCACCCAAACACUUACCUCCUUCCACUUCACCAAAGCACUUCUCUCAUUCGUCCUCACCAAAGCAUAGCUCUGUCUCCUCCUCUCCCAAACCACUUGCUCUCUGUUCCCCUACAAAACCCCUGUCUCUGGGUUCCUCACCUAAACCCUCAUCUCUUUCUUCACCCAAACCUCUCUCCCUCUCUUCUUUACCCAAACCACCAACACUGUCAGCCUCAGAAAAGCCCUCGCAUAAACAAAGAUUUUUGAUGCCCUCUCCCAAGCACACACAGCCAGUUGAUAGCCUGAAGGAGAGCAGUGGAAACAUCCCAGAUGAAAUGUCAUUACACUUCAACAGUUUUAAAUUAAAACAGCCCAUCCAUUCCAAGGACUCUUUCAAGCAGGCCUUCUCUCUUCGACCUUUGAGCAAGAACUGCAAUGACACCAAUCUGUUCCUGAAACAUCACCCUAAUGGAGUAAUCCACAGCGAAGUUCAGGAUGCGCCCUUAGCUCUCAUCACAAAGCCGCGCAGCCAGAGCAGCACCCCGAACAGCACCCCGAACAGCAAGCCGCUUCUGGCAGCUACUACCCCUCCCUACCCAAUGCCCAUCAACUUGAGCACUGGCACCAAGGAACCAUCAGGCAGCUCUGUUUCCCCUUUUAAGUCUUCUCCCUCAUCUGCUCACGGAUCAAGGAAGACCAAGACUCCAAAAUCUCUGCAUGCAGGAAAGAGCCUCCCUAAAACCAACUCAUCCUAUUCACCUGUAGACUUGGUCAGAGGCAGUGAGUCUGAUAUCCACAGCAGCAAGGAGUUAGACUCAGACUCUUUAGGAGAGGACUACGAUGAUGACGAUGACGAUGAAGAUGAUGAAGAUGAUAUCAAUGAUGAAGAUUCUGGAAGCAGUCUGUCAGAGUCAGAGAGCAAUCUGGAGAGCGACUCUGAUGGCUCCGAGGAUGAUAUGAAAGAGCGUGGUGAGACAGAAGCAGAUAGCGAUGCAGAAAGGACUCCUCUAAAACAAGCUAAAGCAAGUCCCCGGAAGUCCCCUUCAAACAUCUCAGCCAACUGCUCCCUGCUUAACCUGCACAUCAUCAAGCCUCCUAGUUUACCUAGUAGUCUACUCACCCCUACCACAAUGACCCACUCAGGGACACUGAGUAACCACAGCACCCCGUCCCCAUCCUUCACAUUUGCCACACUGCCAGGAUCUGGAAAGAGGAGGAGAGUGACAGAUGAAAGAGUUCUACGACUGCCCCUUGAGUUUGGGUGGCAGAGAGAGACCCGGAUCAGGACUGUAGCAGGUCGUCUACAAGGGGAGGUGGCUUACUUUGCUCCAUGUGGGAAGAAGCUGCGUCAGUAUCCUGAUGUAAUGAAGUACUUACUCCGGAAUGGAAUAACUGAAAUCUCACGGGAUAACUUCAGCUUUAGUACAAAAAUUAAAGUUGGUGACUUCUACGAAGCCAGAGAAGGACCAGAGGGUUUGCAGUGGUUCUUGCUGGCUGAGGAAGAGAUUGCUCCCAGUAUCAUAGCAAUGGAUGGGAGGCGCAGCCGCCGCUCAAAAUCUGAGCACCAGCCGACAGGUGAUGGCACCGGGGCCAGACAGUGGAAGGCUCAUCCUCUAAAUGCUGGUGAAAAUAACCUCCAAGAUGUCAGUAAUGCCAAGUUGCUACGUAAACUGGAGGCUCAAGAAAUAGCUCGACAGGCAGCUCAGAUCAAAUUGAUGAGAAAACUGGAGAAGCAGGCCAUGGCGCAAGCAGCCAAGGAGGCAAGGAGGCAACAAGCAAUAAUGGCCGCUGAGGAGAGGCGGAAAAAGAGAGAGCAGAUGAAGAUUCUUAAACAGCAAGAGAAGAUCAAGCGCAUUCAGCAAAUUCGUAUGGAGAAAGAACUCCGUGCACAGCAAAUUCUCGAGGCUAAAAGAAAGAAGAAACAAGAUGCAGCCAAUGCCAGAAUAUUGGAGGCUGAGAAACGAAACAAGGAGAAGGAGAUGCGAAGACUGCAAGCUGUCAUACUGAAGCACCAGGAGUUGGAGAGGCAUAGACUAGAUAUGGUAUGGGAGAGAGAAAGACGCAGGCAGCACAUGAUGCUCAUGAAGGCUGUGGAGACCCGUAAGAAGGCAGAGGAGAAAGAGCGUCGGAAGAAAGAGAAGAAGGAUGAGAAACGGUUAAACAAGGAGAGGAAACUGGAGCUCAGAAGACUGGAACUGGAAAAAGCGAAGGAGCUGAAGAAGCCAAAUGAAGACAUGUGUUUAGCAGAUCACAAGCGGCUUCCAGAGUUGUCACGUAUCCCUGGUUUGGUCUUACCUGGAAACACCUUCUCUGACUGCCUGAUGGUGCUGCAGUUUCUACGCAGCUUCGGAAAGGUCCUGGGAUUAGACAUGAAUUUAAACAUCCUCAGCCUAAGUGACCUUCAAGAGGGGUUACUCAACGUCGGGGACAGCAUGGGCAAGGUGCAGGACCUGCUGGUGAACAUGCUCUCUGCAGCUGUGUGUGAUCCGGGUAUACCUGCAGGUCACAAGAGCAAAACCAGCUUGGGGGAUCACUUGACUAAUGUGGAGAUCAACCGGGACAAUGUGUCUGAGAUCCUGCAGAUCUACAUGGAGGGCCACUGUGAGCAGACAGAGCUGGCUGCUCUGGCCCUCAGCCUCAGGACUAAGGCUUUUCAGGCACACAGUCCAUCUCAGAAAGCCUCCAUUCUAGCUUUCCUGGUUAAUGAGCUCUGCUGCAGUAAAGCUGUGAUCAGUGAAAUCGACAAAAACAUAGAUCACAUGACCAACCUGAGGAAGGAUAAGUGGGUUGUUGAGGGAAAGCUUCGCAAACUGAGGAGCAUCCACGCCAAGAGGACGGGGAAGAGAGACAGCAGUGUGGUAGGAGAGGACAGCCACACCUUUGCCAUCCCCACUGCCAGAAGCAAAUGCAAGAGAAAAGACGGGGACAGUGAGGAAGAGGAGGACGAGGAUGAUGACAGUGAGGACCAAGGAGAUGACGAUGACGAGGAGGAGGAAGAAUCAGGGGGAAAGAAAGGCAAGAAAGCAGAGAUAUGUGAAGAGGAGGACGACAGUGUACAUUCAGCCAGCAUUGAGGAGCUGGAGAGACAGAUUGAGAAAACAUAUAAGCAACAGAGUCAGAUCAGACAGAAGCUGUUUGACUCAUCUCACUCACUGCGCUCCAUGAUGAUUGGACAGGACCGCUACAGGAGGCGUUACUGGGUCCUCCCACACUGUGGUGGCCUCUUUGUUGAAGGCAUGGAAAAUGGCGAAGGUUAUGAAGAGGUGGAGAAAGAGAAGGAAAGACAGGAGACUGCUCAGGUGAUAAUGGUGAAGGAGGAGCAGCUGGAAGAGACAAAGAAGCCAGUGAUAACCAGCAUGGACAGCGAUACAGCCACUCCAGAGAGUCAGCAGGACAGUCUCAAUCUCUUCCUCCAGAAACCUGGCUCCCUAUCUAAGCUCAGCAAACUCCUUGAAGUUGCCAAAAUGGCUCGAGAUUCAGACAUCAAUUCACACCACAGUCAUUCUGCUAAAAUCCCUACCGCUGCAUCUUAUCCCUCACAUCCCACUUCUCAGACAGGAAUGUCCCACAGCACCCUGCCUGUAACCCCUCAGCAGGGACUCACAGAUAAAACUGGUACUUCAGUGCCAUCUCUGCUCAGUGCCCCCCAGCUCAAAAGCAGUCCCUGGAUAACCUGCAGCCCUCAGACUGUCCUUCAUGACGACCAACUCUCCAAAAUACUGACGGAAAAGAGCAACCAAUGGUUUAGCCUUUUACCACGCUCUCCUUGCGACGAGUCCUCUGUCACCUCUGGCUCUAGUCCUCCAGCCUCUUACUCUUCUCCACAGACCAUAAGCACCAAAUCCCCCUCCUCCCUCUCCCCGAAUCUCCUAGCUGCAACCAGCCACAGCACUCCUGCUGGGAUCAAUAACAUACAAUCGCCUGUCCUUCAGCAAGUAAAGUCUGGCAUUCAUCAGAGCAGACUGACACUGUGUGACGUGUCCAGUGCAGCGACAAGUCCCAGCCUGCCCUUCCCUGGCACUGCUCUACCCCCCGUGCCGGAUCUGGCCUCCCAGCAUGCAGAGGGUAGUGGGAACAGGGUCUUCUUCCUGGUGAAUAACAACUCUGUCAACAAGAGUGAGACCGUAGAGGCCCUGAGUGACAAGCCCCCUAAUGCCUCUUUCCCUGCUGUGGAGGUGGCCAAGACCCAGGAUUACCCAAGAACUCAGCCUAUCCCAGAGGAGAUGCUGCAUGGUUGGUGGCGAGUGUCAGACAUGCAGGAACUGCACAGUCUGGUUAAGGCCCUCCAUAACCGAGGCAUCAGAGAGCGGGUCUUGCAGAAACAGUUCCAAAAACAUAUGGAGUAUAUGAGCCAGCUCUGUAACAGCAAAGAUGUGAUUGAUGUGGCAGAGCUGGAGAAGCAGGAGGUGAGUGAGAAGACAGUGGAGAGUUGGUGCGUUGAGGAGCAGGCCAUGGAGGUGGACAUCGGCCUGCUGCAGAAGGUGGAGGAUCUCGAGAGGAAAGUUGUCUGUGCCAGCCUGCAGAUAAAGGGUUGGAUGCACCCUGAGCCCCAGUCAGAGAGGGAGGAUCUGGUCUAUCAUGAGCACAAGCUCCUCUCUUCGCCAGCUCCAGAGAACAAGGGUCAGAGAGAAACCAGCCCGGAGGAAGCUGGGGCUAUGGUGCGACGGCCAAACAAUCCUCUUGAUAUAGCUGUAAUGCGGCUAGAUGAGCUGGAGAGGAACAUCGAAAGAAGCAGUGAGGAGGAGGUGGCUCCUGGGAUGAGGUUGUGGCGUAAAGCCCUCUGUGAAGUCCGCAGCUCAGCUCAGCUGUCACUCUGCAUUCAGCAGCUGCAGAAAUCCAUCGCCUGGGAACGGUCCAUCAUGAAAGUGCACUGCCUCCUCUGUCAAAAGGGGGAUAAUGAAGAACUGCUCUUACUUUGUGAUGGCUGUGACAAAGGCUGCCACACAUACUGCCAUAAACCCAAGAUCACCACAGUACCUGACGGUGACUGGUUUUGUCCCACUUGUGUUGCAAAGGAAAGUGGUCAAUCCCCCUGGAGUAGGAAGCAACAGAGCCGAACAGCUGGAGGAGGGAAGAAAGGCAGUGAGGUAAAACGAAAUAGUAAGCCAUCUGUGGCAGGAGAGCUCAUCAAAGAGGAAGCUGCCAGCAGCAACAGCGUGCCAAAAAAAGGUACCAAGGAGCUCAAGAAGAGGAAAGGAGACGACAGCCCGCCCAGCUCCCAGGCCAAGCACGACAGCCCCGUCUCCUGUGCAAAAAAAGCCAAAAUGCCUAAAGACGACACAAAUGGGCUGGCAGUGUGCCGCGUGCUCCUGGCUGAGCUGGAGAGCCAUCAGGAUGCCUGGCCCUUUCUCACGCCCGUAAACCACAAAGCUGUACCCGGAUACAGGAAAGUCAUCAAGAAGCCCAUGGACUUCUCCACCAUCGGAGAAAAACUCGCCACCAACCAGUACUUAAAUUUGGAGACUUUCAUCAUUGACGUGAACCUGGUAUUUGAUAACUGUGAAAAAUUCAACGAAGAUGAUUCAGAAAUUGGACGAGCCGGCCACAACAUGAGGAGAUUCUUUGACAAACGAUGGACUGAACUGCUGAAGUAAAAAAAAAAAAAGAAAAAAAAAUUAAAGCGUGCUACUUUCUACAUAUCAGACUUUCUUUUGGUGUCAGAGGCCUUCUUUUCACCUGUGACACUAAAUCAGUAUACACUUAUAAUAACACUAAUGUGCAAUUUGAAAGGACAAACACUCCUGAUUUAUCUGGUGAGACAAAAAAAAAAAACACUUAAUGGAUUAGUAUCUUCAAGUGCAAUACUGUUUUCUUUAUCUCAAUGCACUGACUCUUAGACUCAACAUUGUAUUUGGGAAUCAAAGAUUUCACUGUAGAUAGGUAAUUGUCUUUUUUUUUUAAUCACCAGUACUGCAGCAUAGGUUUGUGUAUACGUGUAUUUAUUUUUCAAGUGUUUAUGGUCAGUCUUUUCUAAGAAAAAGUAGGAAAUGGCACACAGCUUUAACAAAAUUUAAAGAUUGUUUUCUGGACUAUUGAACAAGCCAAUCCAAAAAAAAGGUCUUUACAGCAUUGUGACUAUAAGGUGCCGGCAGUGCUACUGUUCAUCUGCAUUUGUGACUUGUGUACAAUACAAGGAGGUAUCACUGACACAUGUAUAGUGUUAAUUUCUGUCUCCGUUUACAGGUCUUAUUUCUAAAGUGUAUAGCUCUGUACAUACUAAACAGUCUUGUUGAAUAUAUUGUCAAUGCAUAAGGAUGAUUGUAGCAUUUAAUACAGUGUAUGUCUUACACAUUGCCUGUGCUGAAUAUCCACUCAAGCACUGUGGUCUCCUCAGUAUUGUAGUGCCUGACCUCUGACCUCUGAACAGUGUGUGGAGGAGUGCGUUUGGUUUUUUUUUGUUUUUUUUUACUAUUUUCAGUGUGUGUACUGUAUGUGUGUCCUGCACAAUAUACUGUAAGAAACCUUUGCAGAAAAUGUAAAAUUCUUGAGAGCUUUUCCUCUGAACAAAAUUGACGUGGUGCACAGUGUGUUUCAUCUCCAAGCAUUUCCUUCAACCAGAGUCUUGUCAGACAUCCUGUGGACAGACGUGAAACCUGCACUGGGCUUUAAUCCAGAUGGGAGUCAGACAGAGUCACGGUCCACUGGAGGCAUCUCAAGACAGCUGAAGUCAGAAGACUUGAAGUAACUGUAUUUUAUUAUUAAUAUUAUGAAAUGAGUAGCACUUUUUGUAGGAAUAUUAUUUUUAAAUAGUGAAUGUGUGGUACGGAUUAAAAUAAACCUGUUUUUCAAACUAA